AUGUGUGCAGCUGCGCGUCCACGACAGGAAUGUGUUUGUCUCUCAGCCAACGUCAGUCCUCACCCAGGCACUGGGGUCACGGUCACGUUCCUGGAUGCCUUGGCACUGCUGCCCUCAUCCUGUGUCCUCCAGGUGAAGAGUGAGGGACCCAAAUUGGUGCCCUUCUUCAAAGCCACCUGCGUGUAUUUUGUGCUCUGGCUGCCCUCAUCUAGCCCAUCGUGGGUCAGCGCCCUCAUCAAGUGCCUGCCCAUCUUCUGCCUCUGGCUCUUUCUUCUGGCCCAUGGCUUAGGAUUCCUGCUGGCCCACCCCAGCGCCACCCGCAUCUUUGUGGGGCUCGUCUUCUCUGCUGUAGGUGAUGCCUUCCUCAUCUGGCAGGACCAAGGAUACUUUGUGCACGGUCUACUGAUGUUUGCUGUGACCCACAUGCUCUACGCCUCAGCCUUUGGCAUGCGGCCAUUGGCUCUUCGGACAGGUAUGGUGAUGGCAGUUCUGUCAGGCCUGUGCUAUGCCCUCCUCUACCCCAGCCUCUCAGGUGCCUUCACCUACCUGGUGGGGGUCUAUGUGGCCCUGAUUGGCUUCAUGGGCUGGCGAGCUAUGGCAGGGCUGCGGCUGGUCGGGGCAGCCUGGCGCUGGACUGAGCUGGCAGCUGGCAGUGGCGCACUGCUCUUCAUCACCUCGGACCUCAUCAUCGCUCUCAACAAGUUUUGCUUUCCCGUGCCCUACUCACGGGCACUAAUCAUGUCCACCUACUACGCCGCCCAGAUGCUCAUUGCCCUGUCAGCUGUCGAGAGCCGGGAACCCGUGGAGGACUAUAGACUGAGCAAGGCCAACUGAGAUGCCAGGGUCCGGUCACCCCUUUUUCUUCCUGGGGCUGGGUUCCAGACCCUGGGAACCUGAAGGAGCUGGAUCAGGAUGGCUGCGGUGCCAGCCUGGGGUAGCAGGUACCGCCUGGGGAAUUUGCCUGUUUGAGGGGGUGAGCAAGAAGAGGAUCUCCCUAGCAGCGCUAGUGGUCCAGGACCAUGCUGAGAUCUAAAAGAGCCAUUUUGACCCCUUGCUGGAGCCAGAAGUAGACAUCUCUCCCCUCUACCCCAUCAGAACUGUCAGAGCCCCCCCCGGAGGGUGAUGGUGCUCAGCUUCCUCACCCCCCCUUCCCCUACUCGGUGGAAGUGAGUGACGCCAUCUCUUAUGCCUAGGACCAGUGGCAAUGCUGGGCUCACCCACUCCUCCCCUUUCUAUUCUGCACAGAGUUGAGGGAAAAAGGAGAGAAAUCUGUGCUAAGAUGACCCACACCCAGGGCUUGAAGCCCCUUUCACAGGCUCCUAGUUGGGAAGAUUAGAUGAGAGUGGAGUCUCCCUUUCCUUCUUCUAUCCUUGUUACUUGAACAAUCUCAAUCUCUAAGUGUUGGGUGGGAAGAUGAAGAGGUAUCUGUCCAGGUUAGACAGGAGAGGGAACUUUUUUGGCCUCAGCGGUUGGGGUACCAAGUAUUCAAGUGGCCCCAUCUCUCUCUCAGGCCAGGCCAAAGCUCAGGCCCCAUACUGCCACCUGCAGACCCUAUCGUCAGGGCUAGGGUGAAACAUGCCAAAGGAAGGGGCCAGUCUAUGUAUGUGCGUGUGUGUGCGUGUCUGUGUGUGUUUGUAUGUGUGUAGUCUGUCUCUCAGCCUGCUUAUGUCUUUCUCUGCCAUAUGUCUCUGUCCUGCUGUCUGUCAAAGUCUCAUAGGGAGAGGGCCUCAGGGAGCUGCUGAGGGGGUACUGAGCCUGGCUCAGAGAGCUGGGACCCCUCCCCUCCAACACACACACUCACGAUGCUUUCUUCCUUGCCCUCCUAUAGUAGGAGCAAGAGGAGCAGGCUCCAAUGACACACUCUGGGGUUAUAAGACCCAAGGCACAGUCAAUGCAAGGGGAGCAAGGAUGGGACAACUCCAUCCUUUACUGCCCAUGUGAAAAAAAUAAAAACCAAGGGCCACUGGCUGCCCUGUUUGUCUGCCUA
Messenger RNA from Carlito syrichta (Philippine tarsier), 1987 nucleotides. It is a transcript of the gene TMEM86A, whose product is annotated as transmembrane protein 86A. The transcript has 3 exons. Gene Ontology annotation, cellular component: membrane. The record is from RefSeq and is a predicted model, not a curated record. Bases 1 to 834 code for a protein of 277 amino acids. Lineage: Eukaryota; Metazoa; Chordata; Mammalia; Primates; Tarsiidae.